AUGGGGUAUGAUCUAAAGAAUCUUCUAGUUCAUAUAACAGUGUUGACAUGUAUCGUUUUUUUUUUACUAGGCCGAGGAUUUGCCAGUGGAACAAUUAAUCUAGGGGAGCUAGAAGUUGCAGAAAUAACCAGGUUUGAGUUUGUUUGGGGGUCUCAUCUCUCACAUGACAAGCGAAAAGGUGUUUCGUUCUAUAAGCCUUUAGGCUUACCUGAAGGAUUUUACAGCCUUGGUCAUUACUGCCAACCAAACGGCAAGCCUUUGAAUGGCUAUGUUCUUGUGGCUAAGGAUUCCGAGUCACAUAAUCGUAGCAGUGACUCUGAUUCCAUCUAUUCACCAGCUCUUAUGAUGCCCCUUGACUAUAGUUUAGUUUGGGUUUCGGAUGAUGGCUUGGGUAUUCGUGAUCAACCUGGUCACUUUUGGCUUCCCAUACCUCCUUACGGUUAUAGAGUCCUAGGCUUUGUUGUGUCAACUCUGCUGGGAAAACCUGAUUUGGAUGAAGUAAGGUGUGUCAGAGAGGACCUUGUUGAUGAUUCUGAGACUUGUGGUUUAAUGCUGGACAUAUUUUCUAAAUUCAGAAAGAUCUCUCUCAAAGUUUUCGAGACUAGGCCUUGUAAUCGAGGCAUGCUAGGGAAAGGUGUCUCAGUAGGAACGUUCUUCUGCAGUAGUACCCUGCGGACUGCAGGAGAAGAAAUGCCGGUUGUUUGUUUAAAGAACAAGAACACAAAAUGGCAGCAUGGAAUGCCAAAUAUUGAUCAAAUUCAUACUCUAAUUCAUCACUAUGGUCCAACCAUUUUCUUUCAUCCUAAAGAGGUCUACUUUCCAUCUUCUGUCUCGUGGUUCUUUGUCAAUGGAGCCUUAUUGUUCAAAGCAGGGCAGUCCACCGGCGAACCCAUCAGUGCUGAUGGCUCUAAUCUGCCUUGUGGUGGAACAAAUGAUGGAAAGUUCUGGAUAGAUAUUCCUUAUGAUGAUCGUAGAAAAGUUCUCAAGCAUGGAGACCUUGAAAGUGCCGAACUUUAUGCUCAUGUGAAGCCGGCUUUAGGAGGUACUUUCACUGACAUAGCAAUGUGGGUGUUUUCGCCUUUCAAUGGACCAGCCACCCUAAAGGUUGGACCAACUAACGUUCCCUUAAAAAAGACAGGCGAACAUAUUGGUGAUUGGGAACAUUUUACUCUUAGGAUAAGCAACUUCACUGGUGAACUUCAUAGAGUGUACUUCUCCCAGCACAGUGGUGGUCAGUGGAUAAGUGCUUGUGAUUUGGAAUUCAUAGAGGGGAACCGAGUUAUUCUAUACUCAUCGAGGAGCGGUCAUGCUAGCUUCCCUCAUCCAGGGACUUAUCUCCAAGGCUCCUCAAGUCUUGGUAUAGGUAUAAGAAAUGAUUGUAGUAAAAGCAACUUUUCUCUGGAUUCUAGUACUCAAUAUCAGAUUGUUGCAGCUGAAUAUCUAGGAAAUGAUGUUACUGAGCCUUGUUGGCUGCAGUUUAUGAGAGAAUGGGGACCAAAGAUUGUGUAUGAUUCGACGAAAGAGUUUGACAAGAUAAUCAAACGACUUCCACGAGUGCUACGAGGUUCAGUCACUAACUUAGUUGGCAAGUUGCCCGCGGAACUCUCCAAAGAAGAAGGACCAACAGGUCCUAAGGAGAAGGACAACUGGUUAGGGGAUGAAAGAUGGUAAAA
This is a messenger RNA of Chenopodium quinoa (quinoa), 1673 nucleotides long. RefSeq lists its product as uncharacterized. NCBI's taxonomy places the organism in Eukaryota, Viridiplantae, Streptophyta, Magnoliopsida, Caryophyllales, Amaranthaceae. The transcript is spliced from 2 exons. The record is from RefSeq and is a predicted model, not a curated record. The coding region runs from base 1 to 1671 and encodes 556 amino acids.